CGUGUUUCCAUGAGCGGAUGGCGUACAGCUCAGAAACCGGGUCGACUCGUGCAUGGAGAUGAAAAAUUGAUUGCAAGCAUUCGCGAGUACCUGGUAGAGGGAAAUUUCUGGCGUUUGGAGAAGGCCACUAGAAGACGAGAAGAGUAUAUGAAGGGACGAUAGAUCCGGGUUCAAGGUCUCUCACGACAGCAAAUAGUUACUACGCAUCUUCUACAGUCGCUUUCUACAAUUCAUUCACUCUACAAUCACCAAGAUGCUCUCCCUUCUCCUCCUUCUUGCGCCCCUUGCGGCUGCCCACGGCCAUGUUGACAAGGUCAUCGCAGACGGCAAGGAAUACCAAGGCUGGAAUGCUGCGCUCAAGUACCAGAACCCCAUCCCGGCCACCGUCGGCUGGCAAGCGGACAACCUCGACAACGGCUUCGUCUCCCCUGACAGUUUCGGCACUGCGUCCAUCGUAUGCCACAAGCAAGGCAAGAGCAACGGCGCCUACGUUUCUGUCAAGCCCGGCAGCAAAGUCACCUUCAAGUGGGACACCUGGCCAGCUAGCCAUGUUGGCCCAAUUCAAGAAUAUAUCGCGGCCUGCAAUGGCGACUGCGGCUCUGUCAGCCCCACAAGCCUCCAGUGGACAAAGAUCCAAUCCAGCGCCUGGAAGUCAGGAAGCAACCCCGGCACCUGGGCUACUGAUGAUCUCAUUAAAAACAACUUUUCCUGGGAUCUUACUAUUCCCAACCUUGCGCCUGGUAACUACGUUGUUCGCCACGAGAUCAUCGCGCUGCACGCUGCUGGUCAAGCCAAUGGCGCCCAGUCUUACCCUCAGUGCAUCAACCUCAAGGUUGAGGGCUCUGGAACUACGAAGUUGAGCGGUGGUGUUCCCGCUACUAGCUUCUACAAGGCGAACGACGCUGGUAUUCAGUUCAAUGUCUUCAGGUCUUUCGACAGCUACCCUACUCCCGGACCUGCCCUCAACAAGCUCUCCAAGCGUCAUGCUAAGGACCUUGAGUACUAGAUCAUGGUACAAAUUCUGGGGUCAGAGAUCUCAUGAGCGAAUAGAUUAGGCUUGACUUCUCACCUACUGCAUACUUC
Molecule: messenger RNA, 1083 nt
Organism: Alternaria alternata
Lineage: Eukaryota; Fungi; Ascomycota; Dothideomycetes; Pleosporales; Pleosporaceae
Product: glycoside hydrolase
Exons: 4
Coding region: 254-1006 (250 amino acids)
Source: RefSeq, a predicted model, not a curated record